CUGCCUCGUGAAUAAAUCAGUGGUCGAAGCCUUGGAGCAAUUUUCCUCACUGUGCUACAUCUGGUUGUAGUAUCCGUCAGCGGCCGUAAUUUAACCUCAUUCAUUGGUCAGCCGACGGACUUGUCUCCCUUUUGUUUAUACCGAACUACGUGUUUUACGGUGUGAAGCUCCGUACAGCUCUCUGCUCCGCCAUUCAACCGGCCGUCAGUCAGUGUCUGCUAGGUAACUGUCCGCUGCGGACCGGGUUGUGAGAGCACCGAACAAUGAUCGAGCGACCAGAGACUGCGGUUCCCAGCAUCGCUCAGCGGAACCUGGAGGGCUAUGUGGGCUUUGCAAAUCUCCCCAACCAGGUGUACCGGAAGUCAGUCAAAAGAGGGUUUGAGUUUACGUUAAUGGUUGUAGGGGAAUCUGGUCUGGGGAAGUCGACACUCAUCAACUCUCUGUUCCUGACUGACCUGUACUCCAAGGAUUACCCGGGGCCCUCGCAGCGCAUCAAGAAGACUGUGCAGGUGGAACAGUCCAAGGUGCUGAUAAAGGAGGGGGGGGUCCAACUGACACUCACAAUUGUGGAUACUCCAGGGUUUGGAGAUGCAGUGGAUAACAGCAACUGCUGGCAGCCAGUCAUUAACUACAUUGACAGUAAGUGUGAGGACUUCCUGAACGCAGAGUCCAGAGUGAACCGCAGAUCCAUGCCCGACAACAGAGUGCACUGCUGCCUGUACUUCAUCGCCCCCUCUGGACACGGUCUGAAACCGCUGGACAUUGAGUUCAUGAAGAGACUCCAUGACAAAGUCAACGUCAUCCCUCUCAUUGCAAAAGCCGAUACUCUGACCCCAGAGGAGUGCCAGCUCUUUAAGAAACAGAUCAUGAAAGAGAUCCAGGAGCACAAGAUCAAAAUUUAUGAAUUCCCAGACACGGAGGAUGACGAGGACAACAAGCUCAUCCGAAAGAUUAAGGAGAAGAUGCCGCUGGCAGUGGUCGGCAGCAAUGUGGUGAUCGAGGUGAACGGCAAGAAGGUCAGAGGUCGCCAGUACCCAUGGGGCGUGGCGGAAGUGGAGAACGGGGAGCACUGUGACUUCACCGUGCUGCGCAACAUGCUGAUCCGGACGCAUAUGCAGGACCUCAAGGACGUCACCAACAACUUCCAUUAUGAAAAUUACCGCAGUAAGAAACUGGCUGCUGUCACCUGUAAUGGAGUGGACACCACCAAGACCAAGGGACUGCUCACCAAGAGCCCCCUGGCCCAGAUGGAGGAGGAGCGCAGGGAGCACGUGAUGAAGAUGAAGAAGAUGGAGGCAGAGAUGGAGCAGGUGUUUGAGAUGAAGGUGAAGGAGAAGAAGCAGAAACUGAAGGACUCUGAGGCUGAGCUGGAGCGACGCCACGAGCAGAUGAAGAGGAACCUGGAGGCGCAGUACAAAGAGCUGGAGGAGAAGAAGCGGGUGUUCGAUGACGAGAAGCUCCACUGGGAGGCUCAGCAGAGGAUCCUGGAGCAGCAGAAGCUGGACGCCUCCAAGACGAUGGAGAAAAACAAGAAGAAAGGAAAGAUCUUCUGAAGAGAGCGAUUCUUCACUUUUACACAAACUCGGUUUUCCUUCAUCCCCUCUGAAGUUCACAUGUACCAUGUGGCCCUCCAAACACACACACACAUUAACAGAUAUACACUCCACAACAUCCCUCUGUGUUACAUUUAACAUGUACCACGUGUGACGGAUGGAAGACACACACACACACAUACACACACACACACACACACACACACACACACACACACACACACACUCUCAUCUCUCAGCAGGGUUACCGUACCUGUUGAAACUUCUUGUUUCCAUGGGGAAUGCAUGUUUUUGUGAAAUUCUAUUUUCCUAUAUUUCCUGACAAAGAGGAGGCCCUUCCUCUGAGCUACAGUACGACACGUGGCAGGGACCACCCAUAGCCAUCUGCUCACAUGUAGUAGUGUAUGUUCUCUAGAUAUUCCAUAGAUCUGCAGGUAGACGUACUGUCUCUCUUCUUUGAUUCUUCCCAAAAACAACAUAACACAGGUGUACUGUAUUCAAACACUCUGUCAUAAAGACCUCAUGAGAGUGUGUUAAGAGAAGGGAGAGUGUAUGUGAGUGAAGGGAACUGCGUCAGGAGCGGGGGGGAGUCAGGUGGGAAUAAGGCCCGGUCAUAGAAAGUCAAAAUAAUCAGCAAAUCUUUUAAAAGUGGAAUACUACAAGUCUAUUUGCCAGCACUGUGAACACGGACAUAUUGAGUACCCCAAAGUUUUAUGUCAGAAAUGUAUAGUAGGGUCCUUAGCCCAUAGAAACUGCCGGAUGCUAACCUGCAUAUGUUGUGCAAUUUGCACAAUUAGCAUCAGUUGCAUUCAUUAGCUUAUGCAGACAUAGAUAAAAGAUGGCUUGGCCAAUUUUGGUGUGGUUUUGGAGGUUAUUGAGGGUGUUGAAUCAAUUUCUGACGUUUUUAGGAUCUUAAGUGGCAGUUUUGAGCCCCUUAAAACUUUCAAAUCGACCCAGAAUUAAUCAAAAUCAGUCCACCGGGACGUCAGAAAUUAACGUCCUCAUUAACCUCCAAAGUUCUCCGAAUCAGCCAAGCCAUUUAUGUAUUAUUGUCUGCAUAUGCUAAUUAUUUCUAAUUAAUGUAACAUUGUGCAAAUUGCCCAACAUGCAAGUUAGCAUCCAGCAGUUUCUAUGUGCUGGGGACCUGAACUAUACAUUUCUAUCAUAAAGCGUUUGGGGUUCUCAACUUCUCCGGGGUCACUAUACAUGUAGGACUCUAAGAGCUGGCAGAGAGACUAACCUGGUAAUGACUACAUGUAAGGCCAGUCAAGAAACCUCUGUUACUGAAGAGCUUAAUACUUACGUGUUAUUGCUAUUUGGUCAGUUUCACUUUUUAGCAAAUAUGUCUUUGGAAUAAAUGACCAUAACUUACCGAACUUAUUGUCCUUUUUCCAACGUUUUUGUAUUUAAAAAGAAAUGUUUGCUGCAAUGCUUCCUGUCUCAUAACUGUCUUCAGGACAUUCCUCUUUUAUGGAGCAGUUUUCACUCCAGCAGGGAGAUCAGUCAAAAGCUAAUUGUAGCGGUGAAAUACCAAAACAAAGUGGGGCACCAGUGAGCAAAUCUUAUGAUGGGGAAAGUAUCCAAUCUGCAGGCAAGAACGUCGUCUUUGUUCAUUUAUUUCGUAAUUAUCCAAAUAUCCAACAUAUAGAGAACAAUGAAUUCACCUGUGGCUUUUCCUGUGUUUUCACUGCCCGAGCAGCAUUUUUAUUUUGACUUAAAUGUUCCGUUUUAUUUCCUUAUUUCGCUGCUACAAAGUAAAAACAACAUUUACCUAUACUGGUGUAAAACAGCUGAUCAACUGCAGCAGCUUCCUUUAUUUUGGACUCAAGCACUGUGUAGUCAGCGUAAAUUAAAGGGAAAGAUAUGCCCCAUGGAAGCAAAUCCACCAAUCAAAAAUGUUUCCACCUUAAAUGUGGGGCCGGGCCUUCAGGCAGGUUUUCCAGUGGUGUGUGUGUGUGUGUGUGAGCAGUGUUGUAAUAAUGCUGUGUUUGAGGUCAUAGAAACUGCAGGGAGAUGCGUAUCAUGCACCUGCAGAAGGGAUUCCAUGCAGUGUGUGUUUCCCAUUAAUAAAAGACAUUAUGCAAAGCCUCAUUGGCGUCUACGACUCUAUAGGCCACCGUGAUUACAAAGGUGUUUAAUAUAGUGAUUCAAGUGAUGGAUGUUGUCAUAGAGCUGAACCCUGUGUGUAAAGGGACAAUUCAUCAAAACAAGAAUUAUUCCUGUUCCUUUCUCCCUGGAAAGUUAACUGUUUGGAGGACUUAGCCAAGUCAGCUGUGUCUCUGAAUUUAUUAUACAUAACUGCUUCCUCAACAACAAAACAUUCCCCCUCUGAUAUUCUCUCAAACGAUCUACAGUCCACAUCGGAGUCAAAUCACAGUCAGCCAUAGCGAUGUGUUCCAACCUUUUACUAUACCUUUCCAAGAGUAUAAUGUUUAUUUUCAUAUGAUGAUGUUGUUAAUAAUACUAUAUGUAAGGUCAAAAAACUAAAUCCCUUGUGGUUUUCUUAAGACUCGUAUAGUUAUCUGUUCUUUUUAGUAUAGUUUUCAAAAUGCCCGCAGUCUUCAUGUUGCAUUUAAAGACAAAAUGCUAAACCCUUACACCUUAUCACAUAAAAUAUUACCUUUAUGGAUUUGUUUGAUGAUUGAUUUUAUUGUGUACAUACUGGAGGCUGCUCUGUGGCCUUUUUCUUUUGUUUUUUCAGAUGAUAUGCCAGGAACAGAACUUGUACUCAGAUCAGAACCUAUUAUAUACUUGUCUUAAGAAUACACAAAUACAGUACAUUUCUUUACAUGCAUACACACACAUAUACUGUAUACAUCCAUGCCAAUGAGUACACUUUCUCAGGACUGCUGUGUUAUGAAGUCCAGAGGAAGUCAGGCUGGUCCCUACAAGUUAAAAUUGUGAUUUCUUUUUUAAAUGCUUGUGAACCACUUGCCCUUGGAAUACACACCACAAGUUAAGAUAAGUUUAGGUGAUUUUUUUGUUGUUGUAAUAUUAUCCUUUUUUUAUAUAUGUACACUCUUUACUGCUUCUCUUCUUUGUUCUGUCUCUAACUGUACAUGGUUAAUAAAGUUGACUUGGUUAUGCUUUAA
This is a messenger RNA of Trematomus bernacchii (emerald rockcod), 4645 nucleotides long. Its product is annotated as septin-7-like. Gene Ontology annotation, biological process: cytoskeleton-dependent cytokinesis; cilium assembly. The record is from RefSeq and is a predicted model, not a curated record. Gene Ontology annotation, cellular component: cell division site; septin complex; septin ring. Gene Ontology annotation, molecular function: molecular adaptor activity; GTPase activity; GTP binding. Lineage: Eukaryota; Metazoa; Chordata; Actinopteri; Perciformes; Nototheniidae.